Messenger RNA from Mus pahari (shrew mouse), 880 nucleotides. RefSeq names its product glycoprotein IX platelet (gene Gp9). The record is from RefSeq and is a predicted model, not a curated record. The coding region runs from base 54 to 644 and encodes 196 amino acids. The transcript has 2 exons. Gene Ontology annotation, molecular function: protein binding. NCBI's taxonomy places the organism in Eukaryota, Metazoa, Chordata, Mammalia, Rodentia, Muridae.
CACUGUUGGCUCCCACAGCUCACACACACACCACCACCGCAGCCUCAACCAGGAUGGUACCAGUCCACAAAAGAUGUGCCCCAGCCAAGGCCUCACAGCCUGCCUCCUGGAUGACUACCUGGUGGCUACUGAUUCUGCUCUGGCCUGCGACCACAGAUACUCAGGCUUGCCCCAGGCCUUGUACCUGCCAGUCCUUGGAAACCAUGGGGUUAAAGGUGAACUGUGAGGGGCAAGGCCUCACAACCCUGCCUGUGCUCCCAGCACACACUCGCCAGCUCCUGCUAGCCAACAAUAGCCUGCGUUCAGUGCCACCAGGUGCCUUCGACCACUUGCCUCAGCUGCGGGACCUGGAUGUGACACACAACCCCUGGCACUGCGACUGCAGCCUCACCUACCUACGCCUCUGGCUGGAGGAUCGCAUGCCCGAGGCCCUGCUGCAUGUGUACUGUGCCAGCCCUGACUUGGCCACCAAACACCCGCUGGGCAAGCUGACAGGGUAUGAGCUGGGCAACUGUGGCUGGAAGCUGCCACCAUCCUGGGCCUAUCCAGGGGUGUGGUGGGAUGUGUCACUAGUGGCCGUGGCUGUGCUGGGCCUGAUUCUGCUGGCAGGUCUACUGAACACAUUUACAGAGUCCCAGAACUGAGCCUCGCCCAUAAAACCAGGGAGAGUCCAGACCUGAGCCAGGUCCCCAGAAGCAUUGGCCCCAGUCAGCCCAUGCCAUCAAAAGCCUACAGGGGGCAGGCUGAGGUCACCUCAUGAGCAAAGACACUUGCUUUCCAGUCUAAAGACCUGGGUUUGAUCCCCAGGGGAGAACUAAAUCUCACCUCCACAGCCUUGCUGUGCACACACACAAAUAAAUACAUAAAUGUAACUUUAAAA